GUGACUUUCUCAUCCAGUUGUAAAUGUAAACAAACAUGGUCUCGCGUCUCCAGUAUUUCAGAUUUUCAGGUGUUUGUUCUCUACCUCUCUCAUCGUCUGAUAGACUUGCACGACCAUGCAGCCAAAAUCAGUUAAGAUGUGCUGCAACCCUGAGUCAACAGUCUGUUAUCCAGAUACCUCAACACAUGGUAGAAAAAAUGAGUCAAGCAAAACUAAAACAGAAAAAGAUUGACCGACAGCAAUUCUUGCAAAAGUCACGGGAAGGCAACAGAUCUAUUCCAAUCAUCAACUGUAAAAGAAAGCAGUUUAACCACUACCUUGGUCAGUCAUACAACAAGUUUGAGGAGGUCCCACUUGCUUCAAAGGGAUGGCUGCAUCGCAAGUCUGCUGGUGAUUAUUUCAUUAUACAUGGGUAUGGUAAGAAUCCAGCCUUCACCCCUCUUCAAGAAGGUCUUCAAGAGGACUUUGACUCCCUAGGCCUCAGCCAGGAACUCUUGACCAGAAUAUGGAACUUAGGAUAUAAGGCACCAACAAAUAUUCAGACACUGGCAAUUCCACAAGUGCUGGAGGGAAAAAACACUUUGAUUGCAGCAGAAACAGGAAAUGGAAAGACACUGGCCUUUGUUGCUCCGAUGUUAGAGCAGAUUGCUCAGCGCAAGAAGGCAUUCAGAAACAACUAUCCAGCGAAUUCUCCUUUGGGGCUUAUAGUGGCACCAGGUCGUGAGCUUGCCGAGCAGAUUCAGAUGAUUGCUUCAUCCCUUGCAGAAGGUCUCGGGGUUAAUGUGGAGUUAGUAAAAGGUGGGAGGACGAAGAAAAUGAUGCUCAAUCCUACGCUGACAGAACCUCAUCUGCUUGUGGCAACCAUAGGAGCUCUGUCGAAAUUGACCACAACCGGGUUAUAUGAUAUGAGUCUUGUGAGACACAUAACUCUUGAUGAAGCAGACUCCCUCUUAGAUGACUCCUUUAAUGACAAUGUCAUUCGAUAUCUCUCCAAGUUUCCAAUUCAAGGGUGUAGUAAUACUGAAGAGCCUGAGCCACUAGUAAUGUCAGGCGUGCAGCUCACUCUAGUCUCAGCUACAACACCCCGUAGUUUACAUACUAUUCUUAAUCCCAUAGUUGAUAUUGAUUCUGUGGUACGAAUCUCAACCCCAUACCUCCAUCACAUCAUGCCCCACAUUCCCCAAAAGUUUAUAAGAGUCAGCCAUCAGAAAAAAGCAGAGAAACUCCUGGAACUAGCAAAGAAUGAUGCAAAAAAGGGAAUUCCAUUUAUAGUCUUCAGUAAUUCCGCAAAAGCCUCAGAUUGGGCCUCCCUCUAUCUGAAUGAGAACAAUAUCCCGUGUGUCAACCUGAAUGGCAACAUGGCCGCUGCGGUUCGCGAUGGCCGUUUCGAAGCUUUCCAGUCUGGUCAAGCGCUGGGCCUCUCAUGCACCGAUCUCACAUCCCGUGGCUUAGAUACCGUGAGGGCUGGCCACAUCAUCAAUUUUGAGUUCCCAAAAUUUAUGUCAGACUACAUUCAUCGAUGCGGUCGAACAGGCAGGGUUGGGAGUCAUCUGACUGGGCAGGUUACUAGCUUUGUCCACCGUCCUCAAGAAGUCGAACUGCUUCAAAAAAUUGAGUACGCUGCAAGAAAACGAGAAGAUCUGCCCAAUGUCAAUGCUAAUAUCAAAAGAAUCAUUCUCAGCAAGGUUGUAAAAGACAAUCAAAUUGUAUGAAAAUUAUCAAAGGGAAGUCUUAGAUUGAUAUUUAAGUAGACUUUUGAGGACAUGGAGAGGAAAAGUGUUAUAUAUUCAUUCAGAAUAUAGAAGUCAUACCUGAUUAAACUCAGAACAUAAUAUUUUUUGUGCGAGUAAGCAUUUGUAAAUAGUUUGUUCAUACUUGUAUAUGAUUAUUAAAAUUUUCUCUAUUCA
Penaeus chinensis is the source of this 1907-nucleotide messenger RNA. It is a transcript of the gene Dbp21E2, whose product is annotated as probable ATP-dependent RNA helicase DDX28. The record is from RefSeq and is a predicted model, not a curated record. Lineage: Eukaryota; Metazoa; Arthropoda; Malacostraca; Decapoda; Penaeidae. Gene Ontology annotation, molecular function: ATP binding; nucleic acid binding; RNA helicase activity. The transcript has 12 exons. Bases 36 to 1712 code for a protein of 558 amino acids.